Messenger RNA from Camelus dromedarius (Arabian camel), 3644 nucleotides. It is a transcript of the gene SPATA1, whose product is annotated as spermatogenesis associated 1. NCBI's taxonomy places the organism in Eukaryota, Metazoa, Chordata, Mammalia, Artiodactyla, Camelidae. The transcript has 12 exons. The coding region runs from base 136 to 1476 and encodes 446 amino acids. The record is from RefSeq and is a predicted model, not a curated record.
CCAGAAAUGAGUGGAAUGCUAUCUUAAACAAGUCAAAAAUCUGUUACAGCUUUUAUUAACUACUACUUAGAUGAAGAAAGAUUUUAAAAAUCCUGCAGAAUUACAACUGAUUACCCCGUUCAGACAUUGGUAAAUAUGUCCCUCAAUCCAAGUCGACCUUCCUCAUCAGAGUUGGUGGAACUUCGUGUUUUUUAUGUUCCUGAAGGAUCGUGGAACUAUAAGUUAAAUACUAUUUCAAAAGAAGUUGUUAACAAAUUCAUUUCAGCUGGAUUUAUAAGAAUAUCUCCUCACCUUACUUUACAAGCCCUGAGGGAGCGUCUCGGUGAGUUCCUUGGUGAAGAUGCUGUUGCUGAAAAAUUUUUAUUUCUGAAAUGCAUUGGAAAUAAUCUAGCUGUGGUGAAGGCAAAGCAAGAAUCAGAACUGAAACUCAAAUCAUUUGCUCCUCCAUAUGCUCUUCAACCAGAAUUAUAUUUGCUUCCUAUAAUGGAUCAUUUAGGAAAUAUUUAUUCAGCAUCAUCAACAGUUUCUUUAGAUGGGCGGCAGACUAAUAAUGGUGUUGCUGAUGGAAUAAUCCACAGACCAGUUAGUGUAACUUUGUCAAAGGAAGAACAUGGAACAGACCCCAGUUUUCUAGAAAACACUUUGAAAGAGCUUCUUAACAAGAAUCAGAAAGAAGCUGGGGGAAAAACCACUCCAAGUGAAACCCAGACCGGAAAAAAUCAAGUGGGAAAUUCUGAAUUGCCAGGAUCACUGGAAGAUUCAGAUAAUGAUUAUUGUAGCAGCAAAAAAAGUCAGUUUCUUUGGAAAAAUGAAGAUGAUAGAGUUAAUAUCAUUAGAAGAGAAGACAAUCAGAUAAGUAAAACCGAGUACCUCACCCUACCAGAUCUUAUUGAUUUUCCUUCAGUUCCUUGUCGACCUGUUCUUUCUCCAAGAAUAACUGAUAUCUCUUUAUUACAGAUUGAGAGAGAGAAGAUUAUCGAACAAAUGAAACAAGUGAAGGAAGAAAGAAGAUAUCUGGAAAGAAUUAGAGGAGAACUAAUAAAAAAAGCUGAAAGGCUAUUUGAACAAGGCAAAUUGAAGCAAUAUCAUGCCUGUGAUAUUUGGAAGAAAAAGUACAUUGAAACAAAGAAAUUGACAGCAUCGUUGGAGGAGAUUUUAACAAAACUUCGAGAAGAUUUGGAACUUUACUAUAAAAAAUUGCUCAUGCAACUUGAAGCCAGGGAGAUCAAGAUGAGACCAAAGAAUCUGGCAAACAUCACAGACUCUAAGAAUUACCUUAUCAUCCAGAUCACUGAGGUUCAGCAUGCUAUUGACCAACUUAAGGGAAAACUGGAUACUGACAAAAUGAAACUCAUAAUAGAAGUUAAGUUACUGGAAAUGUGCCUAAUUAGGACCUCAACAGAUGGUUUUGUUUAUGAUGAAUCAGUCAAGUCAAAAGGUAAUGGCAAUGGACAAAGAAAAUACCUCCUUUUCUAAGUCUUAUAAAAUUGAUUCUAACAGCCUGUUGAGUCUGGACCCCAUGGAUGACCAAGGCACACACCUCAUUAAGAGCCACAGACUAGAAACUGGUCAUAUGCUCACCUUCCACCCUGUAAAGUUCUUCUCCCCAGUAUCACGUGCCUCUAUCUAGUACUAAACGCAGUCCCCUUUAGGAAGUAUAUAAGCUACUGGAUAAAGGAUAAAAGAAAGAGGAAAGGAGCAGAAUUAGGCAAAAGGGUAAAGGAAGGAGAAAAGACAGGAAGUAAAAAUAGAAUGACCUGUGAGUUAAAAUAAUUUACUGAUUUUUAUAUACAUCUGGGGAACUCUUUAAAGGCAGUUCUCAAUGAAUACUAGUAAUAUUUUUACGUAUGGUAGCACCACUGGAAUCAGAAUCCUCUCCUAAGAUGGCUGCUUUAAAGGGCAAUAGUCACUUGGUAAAUGAAUAAGCUGUGGCAUAUUUAAGUACAGGAGACUCAUUAAUACAAGCAUGUCUCAUACUAUAUCUUAUAUUCCAUUCUUUAAAAUCUUUAGUACUAGAAAAAGCCAUGCAUGCUCUAGUACCAAUUGUGCCUCAGUACUAAAAGGCAACUUGCAAAACUUGUACAUUAAUAUAGAAAGAUUUUUUUUUGUGGAGUCAAGGGCUAACCCAAAGACACCUACCUUUGAAUUCUGCCAUCAUUCUAGCCAGUGCUUUGAGCCUUUUUGAUAUGAUAAGAAAUUUCAAAUGCCUCAAACAGUGAAGGAUCAAAGGAUGAAAAACAGUAUAUGUAAAUUUGAUACAUGCAUGGUUAAGGAAUAAAUGCCUCCAAGAAUAUGGAGUGCAAGAUGAAGCUGCUGGUGCUGAGACAGCAUAAGAAAGCAGAAUGAUUCUCUUCAGUUAAGAUAGAAGCUUGAUUUUGGUUGCUAUGGAAUUUUACAAUGAAUUAAAAAAAAAAACAAAUUUGUUAUAACUCGAUGGUUGUCUGAAGUGCCAUUAAAUGAAUAGUUUUCAAGACUCAUAAAAAUCUUUCUUGAGUUCUAAAAUCCAAGAAUGUGUCUUCUUACGCAUUAAGAAAAAAAUAAGUCAGGAAUUAACAAAAAGCAGUACACCAUAGGGUAAAACCAUUCUAAAUUUUACAUUUCUAAACUAUGUAUAAUUGGUUUCAUACAGCCUUUACCAAACUGAUACCCAUGCAACACCAUUCCCCCUGCAUGUUUCUAAUAGUGCUGGGAAAUAGGGUUCUGAGUCAGUGAAAAGGCUUUAUGUACUAUGGUACUUCUCAAGUCUUUGAAUAUAAUAUUAUGGACAUUAUAAAUCUCCAAGAGGGACUUAGAGUAGAUAGUAUUUUCCAAAUAUAUUUGGCCAUGGCAUGUGUAUGUGUAUUUGUGUGUGUGUCAGGGAGAGGAGGAGGUUAGUAUAUUCUUUUUUAAAUUUAACUUUAUUUUGUUUUACUUAAAAAUUUUUAAAACAAGUUUUAAAGGUUACUUUCUAUUUACAGUUAUUACAGAAUAUUAGCUAUAUUCCUUGAGCCUGACUUACACCAGAUAGUUUGCACCUCUCACCCCCUCAUGUUGCCACUCCCCCUGCUCUUCCCAUUGGUAACCACUAGUGUGUGUGUGUUAUUAACAGUUCCCAGAAGAGAGUUCUAUAAAUACUCUUUGGUAAAGACAGGCUCACAAUAUACCCUAGUUUAAUUAAUAAGUUUAUACUUUAGAUUCUAAAUUUUAGAAAGCUCUACACUAAAGCUUUCUGUAUAAUUGAUAGGCAUGUACAAGUAUAUAUCAAUUAUAAUGUAGUAAAUAUGUGUAUUUGCUGUCAUUUUUAUAAAUGAGUACCAGGCCAUAAGUAAGAAAUAUAAAUUCUUGCUGGAAUGUCAUAUCAUUUAAGGGCUCCUUUAAUAGUAACAUAAUCCAAGGCGAAUUCAAGGAUGAUCUGUACUUAGAUUUCUGAUAUGUGAAAAAGUUUUUAUUAUGCUAAAGGUAAACUAUGAAAAAAAUAAACUUUCUUUUCCCCUUUGGUUUGGCAAUUCCUAUUUGUCACACACUGCCUGAAAGACUUGCUAGUCAUCUCUAUUUCUUCAAGUUUCUGUUUGUAAUAUUUCUCCGUCUCUAAUUUCUAAUGUUGGUUAUAAUUUGUUUAAUAUCACGUAGUUUGAAUUUUGGAAUAAAUUUGAAAUGAUACUGUU